AAGAAGCAUUUGCAGAAAGCGCGAAAAAUAAUUAAAAAGCAACUUUUAAACAAAGCAAUCUUUAUAAAUGGAGGUAAUAAAUGCUAAUAGGCAAGAACCACAACUGAAUCUCGAUGUCAACGCUCAACGCAGUUUCAUUAAAUACUAUGCCAAGUUGGAGGAUAAACCACCAACAACUGUGCGGUUUUUCGACCGCGCUGAUUUUUACACCGUGCAUGGCUCGGAUGAUUGUGAGCUCAUUGCAAAGUUCAUCUACAAAUCUACCGCGUUUGUGCAUAAACUCUUGCCUGAUGAACCGGAUGAAACGCUUGGUUACGUUACACUAUCGAAAGCCAAUUUCAAUGCGGCUAUACGGGAGUUACUACUAGUGCGCAACUUUCGAGUGGAAGUCUAUGUUCGUCCCGGUGGCGCUGCAGCCAGCAGCAACAAUUGGGAACUUGAGUACCGUGGCUCGCCGGGCAAUUUGAUUCAGUUCGAAGAAAUUUUGUUUGGCAACCGCGAAAUACUUGUGAGCAACAAUCUGUUGUCGCUGCAAGUGCGCUUGGUGGACGGCAAUCAGCGACGCUUAGGUGUUGCUUUUGUGGAACAAAACGAUUGUCAGUUUCAUGUAUUGGAGUUUAUUGACAACGACUUCUACACCGAGCUCGAGGCAAUGGUAGUGCUGUUGGGGCCGAAAGAAUGUCUAUUGCCAUCAAUUGAUGGUGAGUAUGCGGCAGUGAAGCAACUGCUUGAACGCAAUAAUGUGGGCGUUACUGUACCGAAGCGCUCAGCGGCCACACCAGCUGAGAAAAACGAUUUGCUGCAGGACUUAAAUCGCUUGAUACGUUUUGCUAGGGGGCAGCAGGAGGAUGCUUUAACAUUACCCGAGAUGCAACUGUCCAUGGCUAUGGAAGCCUUGCGUGUGGCUAUCAAAUACUUGAAUUUGACUAAUGAUGCCAGCAAUUUGGGUCACUACGAAAUGAAGCACCUGAAUUUGAAACGGUUUGUGCACUUGGACUCGGCGGCUGUUGCCGCGCUCAACAUACUGCCAAAGCCUGGCACAAAUCCCAACUCGCCAGGUUUUCGUUGCCAAAGCAUUCUCGGCGUACUCGAUCAUUGUCGCACACCGCAAGGUCAUCGCCUACUUUCUCAAUGGGUUAAGCAACCGCUACGUAGUAUCGAAAUACUAAACGAUCGACAUGAUAUUGUGCAGUGUUUGCUGGAGUCGCCAGGCACAUUAAGUACACUACACGAUGAUUACUUAAAACGUAUUCCGGACGUGCUGAUGCUAACCAAACGUUUGCUACGACAAAAGGCAAACAUGCAGGAUCUCUUUCGUGUGUACCAAGUUAUUUUGCGCACACCUCGCAUAGUCAACACGCUACUAAGUCUUGAGCAUGCAACUGUGAAAAAUGUGCUCUGCGAUGCGAUGAAGAGUUACUUGGAGGACUUGUCUGGUUUAAAGCAGUUAGUUGAACAAGUGGUCGAUUUUGAAGCUAUCGAGGCCGGCGACUAUCUCGUCAAGUCUUCUUUUGAUGAGCAACUGCAGGACAUGAAGUCCCACAUGUCGCGACUGUUAAGCAAAAUGGAGCGCUUGCAACAAAAGGCUGCAGAUGAUUUGAAUAUGGAAAAGUCACAAGUGCGUUUGGAAAAUGUUGCAAAAAUUGGCUAUCAUUUCCGCGUUACUUUGAAGGACGAUUCCGAGUUGCGUAAAAAUAAAAAUUAUAAAAUUCUCGAUGUGGUGAAGGGUGGCGUACGUUUUACCAACGAUAAGUUGACCGAAUAUAGCGAGGAAUAUGGUACGCUAUGCGAUCAGUAUGAGGAACAGCAGAAAUCAGUUGUGGAGGAGAUUAUAAAAGUAGCUAUUGGAUAUGCGGCGCCACUUAGUUCCUUGAAUAAUGAAUUGGCACAACUAGAUUGUUUGGUUAGCUUUGCUAUGGCUGCAUUGGCGGCACCCAUACCAUAUGUGCGUCCAAAAAUGAUAAAAGAGGGCUCGGGUGUCUUGGAGCUUAAGGACUUGCGGCACCCUUGCUUGGAACUCCAGGAACACGUGACUUUCAUAGCCAAUAGUGUAGCUUUCAAAAAAGAUAUUUGCAAUAUGUUCAUCAUAACCGGCCCCAACAUGGGCGGCAAAAGUACUUAUAUACGAUCGGUGGGCACGGCCGUAUUGAUGGCGCAUGUGGGCGCUUUUGUGCCCUGCGCUGAGGCCACUAUAAAUAUGCUGGAUUCAAUACUGGGACGUGUAGGAGCUAGUGACAAUAUCGUCAAAGGAUUGAGUACAUUCAUGGUGGAGAUGAUCGAGACUUCAGGCAUUGUGCGCACUGCUACCGAGAACUCACUGGUAAUUAUAGACGAGUUAGGACGUGGUACGUCGACCUAUGAGGGUUGUGGUAUCGCCUGGUCGAUAGCUGAACAUUUGGCGAAAGAAACAAAGUGUUUCACACUCUUUGCAACACAUUUCCACGAAAUCACGAAUCUGGCUGAAUCUGUGGAAACCGUGAAAAAUUGUCACAUGGCCGCAGUAGCAGAUGCUGAAAAUUUUACGCUCCUAUAUCAAGUACGUCCUGGUAUAAUGCAGAAAAGUUUUGGCAUACAAGUGGCGCGUUUAGCAAAUUUCCCCGAGACGGUUGUGCAUAACGCGCAACGUAUUUAUAGAGAGUUCGAAGAUGAAUAUGCUGAUAAGCAAAAUGAAACGGACAAGGAACUGUUGGAUAAAAUCGAUGCCGCUAUGGAGCGGCUAACGACAACGGGCAAUGAUAUUGACAUUGAUGAGGCAGAGUUGAGUGAGUUGGUCGAAAAGUUUGCCAGUGAUAUCAGACAAUUGGAUAGCGAGUAUUUCCAAGCUGCGCUAUCAGUUGAGGGGAACUAGCAUGAAGUGUAACAUUGCGUUGUUGAAUAUAGCCAGUAAAAGUCAGUAUUUCUAAAAUUUUUGUAAGAUGCCAUAAUUAAAUUAAAUAAAAGGGUCAUUGCAACUCAGUUGACUUUAAAAUUA
Messenger RNA from Anastrepha obliqua, 2971 nucleotides. It is a transcript of the gene spel1, whose product is annotated as DNA mismatch repair protein spellchecker 1. The transcript is spliced from 8 exons. NCBI's taxonomy places the organism in Eukaryota, Metazoa, Arthropoda, Insecta, Diptera, Tephritidae. Gene Ontology annotation, cellular component: nucleus; MutSalpha complex. Gene Ontology annotation, molecular function: mismatched DNA binding; ATP binding; ATP-dependent DNA damage sensor activity. Bases 68 to 2848 code for a protein of 926 amino acids. The record is from RefSeq and is a predicted model, not a curated record. Gene Ontology annotation, biological process: mitotic recombination; mismatch repair.